This is a messenger RNA of Mixia osmundae IAM 14324, 627 nucleotides long. RefSeq lists its product as uncharacterized. The coding region runs from base 1 to 627 and encodes 208 amino acids. The transcript has 5 exons. The record is from RefSeq and is a predicted model, not a curated record. Lineage: Eukaryota; Fungi; Basidiomycota; Mixiomycetes; Mixiales; Mixiaceae.
AUGCCCGGCGUAUCACCAGCGGCAGGCAACAAGGUCUCUCCCGUCGACCAAGGCGAUGGCUCCUCAGGUCCGGCCCCAACGCCCGAGAACCCAGGAGGGAUGCAUCCCGAGGGCUCAAGUCAAGGACAGGCACCCAGACAUUUCCAACCGCCGGUAGAUCCCUCCAAGCAGAACAUCGACUCUUCCUCUCGCGUUCGUGUGCCGGACGGCGUCGAAGCCCAAGGCUCAAGCGUACCUCAGCCGCCAACCAAUGACGCUGCGCAAGCCUUUGAGAAUCCAAUGGCGAUGCGCGAGCCCGUCGGAAAGCUGCUAGACGGCAUCGAGGCCAUGCUGCAAGCCAUUGGAACGGAGAUGCAAGCGUCUAACAGCGGCUCAAAUCAGCACCAUCUCAUCACGAAGCUAGAGUCCUGGAAAAAGGAGGCUCAGACAUGGUCUGGCGAUCGCUCAAGCAAAUUAUAUCUGCCUAUACCUGUGAAACGUCAGUGCGAGAUCAGCGAUCGCUCGGCGGAUCAGAUAGGCUGCAGUAGCUAUCCGGCUACAGCAGGGUCAGUGGUUCGCGGCAAGAGAUUCAAACGCAUGAACCCGGGCCGUUUCGCCGUGAUGCGCUGGCCGGGGGGCGAGAAGUAG